Messenger RNA from Linum trigynum, 2808 nucleotides. Lineage: Eukaryota; Viridiplantae; Streptophyta; Magnoliopsida; Malpighiales; Linaceae. The record is from the annotation of a GenBank genome assembly.
CGGUGGUGAGCAACUUUUCCUUUUUUACUGAUAACAACAAGUGAAGGGAUUGGUAAAAGAAUGACAAAAGGAGAGGACAAAAAUACAAACUGCACUGCACACUCUGUUUGCUGCUUUACUCUGUCUCAGCUCUUGGUUCACUCCCAAAAAGUGUCAGAGAUUUACCAUCCCUCUUAUCCUCUGAACCAGUUUGAAUCAAUGGAAGCAAUGCAACCCCUCUCUCCCAAAUGACUUCAACUCCACUUAACACCGCAUCAUGCGAUCCAAUCUGCAUACUUUAUUGAUAGGAGUAGGUGACUGACAUCGUGCAGAUUAAUGACUAAAGACGUUCAGUGUUAAACACCUACCCUGUUCAGCACGAUGGCAAAUUUGCAUGUGAUCUCCCUAUCAAGAUUACAAACCAAUGAAGACUUGAGAAAGGAAAGACAAAGAAGGAAUAAUGGCCAAAUGAUGGAUCCCAUUCCCAUCCCAUUCCCAUGGGAGGCCUGAAAUUCUACAGCAGCUUCCAUAUGCAGAAACUCACCCCCACUAGCUCUAGACAAGUUGCCUCUUUCAAUAUUUGUAUCUAUCCACCUCAUUAAAUGGAAUCCAAUCAAUGAACCCUAUUACGCGUUUAUUUCCAAAUUUCUUCUCUCUAGUCAGUCACAUGUUAGAGAUCGACAUCCCAUUUUUUCUUCUAUAAACAGUUCCGCCUAUAACUCAGUCAAACAUGCUUCAAACGAGUAUUAUAUAGAGGCAUAGAGCUACGUAUUAGGGAAGCAAAGUGAACAUACCUCUUACAAACUGAGCUCUGAACGCCUCUCACAGUAACAAUGGCUACUUCCAAGCUUUCCUCUUUCUUCUUCCCCACCAUUCUUCUCCUUCUCGUCUUCUCCCUCCCCACGUCAUCUCCUCAAUCAACUAACUCCGUUGCUGACUUCUGCAGCACAACUCUAUACCCAUCAUUCUGCAGAUCAACUCUGCCGUACAACAAAACCAGCACUAUUCAUGACUACACUAGAAAAUCAGUCCACCAAUCCCUCUCCCAAGCCAGGCAAUUCCUUCGGCUGAUCAACUACCUUAUCAGAACAGCUUCCAAACCCUUUCAGACUCUUCUCCCUCCAUUACAGGACUGCAAGUUCCUGGCUCAGAUGAAUGUGGACUCGCUGUCGGACACCAUGUCCACGAUAGACUCAAGGAACAACCUUUCCAGCUUCACAGCCAGUGACUUGCAGACCCUUUUGAGUGCCACCUUGACCAACCUCGACACAUGCCUCGAUGGGAUUCGUGCAGCGGUUUCCAGCUCGACUGAUGUCAGCAGCCUCGUAGCUCCUUUGCUCAAUGGCACGAGGUAUUGCAGUGUGUCUCUUGCACUUUUCGCAGAAGGUUGGGUUCCUCCUCCCAGAAAGAGGAACAAGGGGAGAGGGCUUAUGGAGAGCCGUCACAUUUUCGCCAAUCACGACCUCGCCCAUGGGUUGCCGUUGAUAAUGUCGAGCAAGGAUCGUCGCGUAUUCGAGUCCUUCGGUGGUGGUGGGAGGAAGCUUCUCCAAGCUCCCAUUGGUGGCAUUUCAGUGAGCCAGAUGGUCGUUGUAGAUAAGGAGGGAGGUGGGAACUUUACAAGCAUCAAUGAUGCCGUUGCUGCAGCUCCUAAUUCAACUAAUGGCGUCGUACCUGGAAACAGCUACUUUGUUAUAUAUGUGAUAGAGGGUCUCUAUGAAGAGUACAUUUCUAUCCCGAAGAACAAGCAGAACUUGAUGAUGGUCGGAGAUGGAAUCGGCCGGACGACCAUUACCGGGAACAGGAGCGUCGUUGAUGGCUCCACCACUUUUAAUUCCUCCACGUUGGCCGUCGUCGCCCCAGGAUUCGUCGCCGUUGGAAUGACGUUCCGGAACACGGCGGGGCCAUCAAAGAUGCAAGCCGUCGCGGUCAGGAACGGCGCCGACAUGUCAGCAUUCUUCAACUGCAGCUUCGAAGGCUACCAGGACACACUCUACGUCCACUCCUUACGCCAAUUCUACCGCGACUGCACAAUCUACGGCACCAUCGACUACAUCUUCGGCAACGCCGCCGUUGUUUUCCAGAACUGCCGGCUCAUGUCUCGGCUCCCUCUGCCCAACCAAUUCAACGCCAUAACUGCACAGGGCCGAACCGACCGGAAUCAGAACACUGGGAUCUCGAUCCAGAAUUGCACAAUCAAGGAAGCAAAAGAUUUGGCUUUAAGCAAUGGCACGACGAGAUCUUAUCUGGGUCGGCCGUGGAAGGCGUAUUCGAGGACUGUGGUGAUGCAGUCGUCGAUCGCCAGUUUCUUAGAUCCGGCGGGUUGGGCGCCGUGGUCGGGUAACACUUCGCUGGACACGCUUUAUUAUGCGGAGUUCAAUAACACAGGCAUCGGGGCGCUGACCGGCGGGAGGGUGAAUUGGCCGGGUUUUCAUCUGAUUAACGAGACCGACGCCGGGAAUUUCACGGUGAUGAACUUUACUCAGGGGGACAUCUGGUUGCCGGCGACCGGCGUUCCGUUUGAUACUGGGUUGUUGGUAUAAUUAAAGUGGAAUGAACAGAAAUUGAAGUGGUUGUCAAAUCGGAAUGUUUAUAUUGUUCCUUCACGUGAAGAAGUUCGUGAAGAGGGAUUGCAAAGGGAGACUUUGAAAUUUUUGGCGGGUGUGUUCAGCGACGUGCGCGCCAUUAUUAUUUGGGAUAUGGAGAAAUAAAUGCUGUUUUAGUAAUUUAGUGUUGGUCGUGUAUUUUGUUUUAUCCUAUGGAGAAGGGAAGGGAAGAGAAGCUAAAAAUGAUUGAAUUCGUUAUAAAAAGAAAUAAAUUGAGAUGAUUAGA